GGAGGAGGAGGGGGAGGAGAGAGGGGAGUGAAGCAAACCAAAGCAGAGUAAAAGCAAAGCCAGGGAUAGACUCGGGGAGGGAUUACUAGUUAACUCCGCUUAUUUGCAUGUGACAUGGUAGCCCACAAAGAUUUCCACAUUGUUUUUCCCGUCUCGUCAGCCCAGUUUCUACAUGGACGGAGGCCUGACUCGGUCUAAGUUUAUAGUAGUUAGCGAUCUGACGUUAGCUCUUGCCGUAAGCUAACUCCAGCUUCAAGCAAACAAACUUGUCAACAGCCGAUCGAUCCGGGACAGGACUCGGGACUGCUUUUGUGGUUUGUUUACCUCAGCCGGGAGGCAUAAACAUCUUCUGAAGCAGCAGCACAAGCGGGAGAGUGCAACUAUGGUGGCUACGUGACAGGAGAUGAGCUGCUGAAUCAGCUGCAACAGGAACCAUGGACGGGUUUCAACAAACUGCCCCAGAGGAGCAUGACGGGGUGAACGGCUACUGUGAGCCAAAGUGCCCCCAGGACGCAGCUGACGUCAGGUGGACGCCGCCGCAGGCAGAGUCUGUAGGCUCGGACAGUUGUGGUGCGACAAGCGUCUCCGAGGUGGCAGAUCUGAAAGAGUUAAAGCGCAGGGAGAGUGAAGAUGAGGAGGAAAAGGAGGAAAUGGAGGAGAAGGAGGUAGUCCCUGCUUCUAAAUACCCGAAAAGGGACCAGAAGAAGAGACGGAAAGAAGGGGAAGAUCAGGAGAACAGCGGCAACAAGCAAAACAGCAGCGCAUCAUCGAGCUACACGGACCUGUCCCAUACCUCAUCACCUUCGCUCUCAGAACAGCUGCGUUUGGGCCAAGAGGACAGCACAAGCUCCGGGAUCAGUGUGGAGUGUAAGGUCUGCGGGGACAAGGCCUCUGGCUUCCACUACGGCGUACAUGCCUGUGAAGGAUGCAAGGGCUUUUUCCGGCGUACUGUGCGGAUGAAACUGGAAUAUGAGCGCUGUGAGCGUUCCUGCAAGAUUCAGAAGAAAAAUCGUAACAAGUGCCAAUAUUGUCGCUUCCAGAAGUGCCUGUCUUUGGGAAUGUCCCACGACGCAAUCAGAUAUGGACGAAUGCCUGAGGCGGAGAGGAAGAAGCUGGUGGCAGGCAUACUCGCAGAGGAGCUGGACGUCAGCAAACCAGGUGGCUCAGACCUGAAGACUUUAGCCAAACAAGUCAAUACAGCCUACCUGAAGAACCUCAGUAUGACCAAGAAGAGAGCCCGCAGCAUCUUGACGGGCAAAACCAGCAGCACCUCACCAUUUGUGAUCUAUGAUGUGGACACCCUCUGGAAAGCAGAGAGUGGUUUGGUGUGGAGCCAGCUAACUCCAGGUGCGCCUCUGGCCAAGGAGAUUGGGGUUCAUGUGUUCUACCGCUGUCAGUGCACCACGGUGGAGACCGUGCGAGAGCUUACAGAGUUUGCCAAGUGCAUUCCAGGGUUUGUGGACCUCUUCCUUAAUGACCAGGUGACUUUGUUAAAGUAUGGUGUGCACGAGGCUAUUUUUGCCAUGCUGCCAUCUCUCAUGAACAAAGAUGGACUGUUGGUGGCCAAUGGCAAAGGCUUUGUGACACGGGAGUUUCUGCGCAGCUUACGGAAGCCCUUCAGUGAGAUCAUGGAGCCAAAGUUUGAGUUUGCCGUUAAGUUCAAUGCUCUGGAGCUGGAUGACAGUGAUCUGGCCUUGUUUGUUGCUGCCAUUAUUCUCUGUGGAGAUCGUCCCGGGCUAAUGAACGUGAAGCAGGUGGAGCAGAGUCAGGACAACAUCCUCCAGGCCCUGGACCUCCACCUCCAAGCAAAUCACUCUGACUCUGUCUACCUCUUCCCAAAACUGCUUCAGAAGAUGGCUGACCUCCGUCAGCUGGUUACAGAGAACGCUCAGCUCGUCCAAAAGAUCAAAAAGACUGAGUCGGAGACCUCGCUCCACCCUCUACUACAGGAGAUCUACAAGGACAUGUAUUAGUAGUCUCCAGCACAAACUGCUUUUAGCAAUACUGUUACAGACUGAAUUUUAUAAUGAAACACUGCGUUCAGUACAAGCACUGUAGUACGGGCAUGGAUUUCUAGGGUGCAGAUGAGGCAAAUUCACCUGGUAGUGCUAAAACAAUCAGCAGAGUCUUCGCAGUGUCAGCGUAACCCUCAGCACAGUUAUGCGUGUGUUUGUGUGCGCGCGCAUGUGACGAGCAUCUGGAAUCAUUUGCUGCGAGUCCCAGUUUCCCACAACGGUCACGUAACAGGAAGAAUGAUAUGUUUUCUCAAUGAGGCUGCUCCCGUUUCAUCCUGUUAGCGAAGCUGACCCCAGAGCGGUGUGCAGAGGGAGCUCAUCCUCGCUCCCCUCAGCUCUGUGUUUGUGCUGCAAAGGGAAAGUAUUUCACAUUCUCACACCAGUGGCACCGUUCAAACAAACGAGUGAUUGUAUUGUUUUCAGACUUAACUGACGGGAGAGAUACAGCAGCUGGUAUUUGUUUACAUCAUCGUCUUCAUCAUUAUAAUCAUCAUCAUCAUUAUCACUGACCACCACUUUGCCAUUUGGUAUAAAGAACACAAACUGGGCUGGCUCCAGCAGUGUAGAGUUCUCUCUUAAUGCAGAAAUGUGUGCAAUACCAUUUUGCCAUUUGUCAAUAAAUGUGAGAUCCAGUUUAUUUAGGUUUUGUCUUAAAGCCAUCUAGCCAAGUGUGAACUGUUGGACUGUGCUGCAAAGAUUUUAUUUCUGAAUCUGACACUAUACACACAUACAUACGUGACCUAUUGAAGUACAAGGGACGGCAUGUUUUCUUUUUUCCUUUUGAUAUGCAAAAUAUAAUGAAUUUGCCAUUUAAAUAUAUUUGUUAGGUUAUUCUUUGUAAUUCUGUAACAAAUUAUUUGUAGUUUUUGAUUGUAUUUCUAAGGGCAAAACAUGAAUUUAUCAACUUGUUUCAUAUAUUAGUUCAUAUGUGUUCUUUCAUAUUACAUGCCCGCCUGUUUUAGUUUUAGACUGUACCAAAUAUAUCACCAAGAAUACCAUCAAACCUCUCCCCAAUGAGGAGUUUGGAUUUUAUGGUUUCAUGUGCAGGAAUUACCUUAAGCCAGCAUUUUUAACCAUGUCAUUAUUACUGGGAUACUUGAUGAAAAUUGAACAUCUUCCAAUAUCACAGGGUGCUUUUGUAUUGGAGAUAGACACGGUCCUAGAUUAAUGCUCUUUUUAUGUGCAGGCUGAUGUGUCUUGAAAGGUGAGGCAUAGAGUGUAAAAGCCUUACGAUACUGUAGCCAGGAUCCAGGAUAAUCAUUUCUUCCCCUUUUCUGUUGUUACUGUCCCUGCUCUGUGUGAGCACUGGUGUGAGCACAGGUCUCCUCUUUUGCUCUUAUUCUGUCUUGAUCCCUAUCUACCUCUAAUGUACGAUCUGUGACAUUAUUCCGCUGUCUCAUCUAAUCCUUGACAUAUAUUAUUUUUGCCUUAAAUUCCUGCUACACAUUGAAAUCCUGAUGUUACUGGCUGGUGUGCAGUGUGCCAAGCUGACAAAGGAGCAAUUACACCAAAAACAAAAAGGAAAAAAAAUAAGUUGAUGUAAGCUACCUCUAUGCCUGUGUAAGUGAUGGACUGACAUAUUUGUUCAAAACUUGAAAUGAUUUCUUCUUAAUGGUCACAUGUAACCUAUCUGCACGUUUAGUUUAGUGAUUUCUCACUUAUAAACUUGAUUAGAAGCGGCAACAGUGAUUUUCUCGGUUUAUUUUUGUUUUAUUUUUAUUUUUGUUGGAAUUUUUUAUCAUGAGGUGGAUCAUACAACUCUUUCAAGUUGCUCCCUGCUGUGAUUGGCGUCCUUCAAUAAACUCUCUGAAUGGAGUGCGUAA
Neolamprologus brichardi is the source of this 3838-nucleotide messenger RNA. RefSeq names its product peroxisome proliferator-activated receptor delta b (gene ppardb). Gene Ontology annotation, biological process: fatty acid metabolic process; negative regulation of cholesterol storage; positive regulation of transcription by RNA polymerase II. Gene Ontology annotation, molecular function: DNA-binding transcription repressor activity, RNA polymerase II-specific; nuclear receptor activity; zinc ion binding. NCBI's taxonomy places the organism in Eukaryota, Metazoa, Chordata, Actinopteri, Cichliformes, Cichlidae. Gene Ontology annotation, cellular component: nucleus. The record is from RefSeq and is a predicted model, not a curated record.